Puma concolor (puma) is the source of this 1695-nucleotide messenger RNA. The record is from RefSeq and is a predicted model, not a curated record. Lineage: Eukaryota; Metazoa; Chordata; Mammalia; Carnivora; Felidae.
AUGGGGGCUGGUGCUUAUUCACGUCUGCAGACUCACCAGGAUUUCGUUGUGUCUGGUGGGGGCUUAGGUGUUCAGGAUGUGAACUUUGAGGAUGUGGCCAUUGACUUCUCCCAGGAGGAAUGGGGGCUCCUUGACGAGACUCAGAGACUCCUGUACUGCGACGUGAUGCUGGAGACCUUUGCACUUGUAGCAUCUCUGGGUUGUCGGCAUGGGACGGAAGAUGAAGGGGCCCCUUCUGAGCAGACUGUGUCUGUAGGAGAGUCCCAGUUCAGGGCUUCUCAGGCAGGUCCAUCCACCCAUCCACGUGAGAUGUGUAUCCCAGCCUCGAAGGAUAUCUUGCACCAUGCUGAGCCCCAAGCAAGAUGUCCUUGGCAGAAGCCAUGCUUGGGUGGCACGUGUGUGAGAUGUUUCUCUUUCCAUGCAGACCUUCACCAGCAACAGAGGCAUGGCAGUGGGGAGAAGCCCUGGAAAAGGGAUGUGGACAGAGCCUCAUGUUUGAAGAGCUGCAACAUCUUUGUGUCAGGACAGCCUUUGACCUGUAGGAAGGUUGGCGAGGACUUCCCAGCCACCUCGGGACUUCUGCAGCACCAGACCACUCCCAACAGUGAGGAGCCACACAGGGGCAACCAGAGUGGGCAGGCCUUUCACAGUGGAAAAAGUCACUACAGCUGUUGUGAAUGUGAAAAAGCUGUCCGCCACAACCAUGCACUGGGUCAGCAUCAGAGUGUCUGCUCUGGAGAAGGGCUGUAUGAGUGUGGCAGAUGUGGGAAAACCUUCAGCUGCAACUACAGAUUGGUCUACAAAUCCAACUUCAUCGAGCACCAUAGAGUUCACACUAGAGAAAGGCCUUAUAAAUGCAGUGAAUGUGGGAAAUCCUUUAGACAAAGCUCUAGCCUUUUCCGACACCAGAGAGUUCACACUGGAGAAAAGCCAUAUAAUUGCAGCAAAUGCGGGAAAUCCUUUAGACAAAUCUUUAACCUCAUUCGGCAUAGGAGAGUUCACACUAGAGAAAUGCCUUAUGAGUGUAGUGACUGUGGGAAAUCUUUUAGCUGCAAAUCUGAACUCGUUCAACAUCAGAGAAUUCACAGUGGAGAAAGACCUUAUGAGUGCAGUGAAUGUGGGAAGUCCUUUAGACACCGCAAAUUUAUCCUUAUUCAACAUCAGAGAGUUCACACUGGAGAAAGACCUUAUGAGUGCAGUGAAUGUGGAAAAUCCUUUACCCGCAAAUCUGACCUCAUUCAACAUCAGAGGAUUCAUACUGGCACAAGACCUUACGAGUGCAAUGAAUGUGAGAAAUCUUUUAGGCAACGCUCUGGUCUUAUUCAACACCGGAGAGUUCAUUCUGGAGAAAAGCCAUAUGAGUGUGGGGAAUGUGGGAAAUCCUUUAGCCAAAGUGCAAGCCUUAUUCAGCACCAGAGAGUUCACACUGGAGAGAAGCCUUAUGUGUGUAUCGAAUGUGGGAAAACCUUUAGCCAAAGCUCUAGCCUCAUUCAACACCAGAGAGGUCACACUGGUGAAAGGCCUUAUGAGUGCAAUGAAUGUAGGAAACCCUUUACCCACAAAUCUGACCUCAUUCAACAUCAGAGAGUUCACACUGGAGAAAGGCCUUAUGAAUGCAAUGAAUGUGGGAAAUCAUUUAGCCGCAAAUCUAACCUCCUUAGACACCGGAGAGUGCAUACUGGAGAAAACCCUUAA